Messenger RNA from Trichosurus vulpecula (common brushtail), 8827 nucleotides. It is a transcript of the gene HIVEP1, whose product is annotated as HIVEP zinc finger 1. Bases 202 to 8301 code for a protein of 2699 amino acids. Gene Ontology annotation, cellular component: nucleus. The transcript is spliced from 9 exons. Gene Ontology annotation, molecular function: RNA polymerase II cis-regulatory region sequence-specific DNA binding; DNA-binding transcription factor activity, RNA polymerase II-specific. Gene Ontology annotation, biological process: regulation of transcription by RNA polymerase II. The record is from RefSeq and is a predicted model, not a curated record. Lineage: Eukaryota; Metazoa; Chordata; Mammalia; Diprotodontia; Phalangeridae.
GGGGAGGGGAUGGCGGGGUGGGGGGAGACACUUCCUACUAGUGCGCGCCUCAGCCCUGCUGCAGCCGCCGGAGCUCCGGUCUCGUAGCUCGACCAGUACAUGGAUUAGCUGACACAUUUUGUGAGUUUAUGGAGCUACCCUUCCUUGACCUGGUUAUACCACCAUUUCUAAGAGGAAAUCGUUGCUUGUGACUAAGAGAAGAUGCCUCGGACAAAACAGAUUCAUCCCAGAAAUCUGAGAGACAAAAUUGAAGAAGCACAGAAAGAACUUAAUGAGGCAGAAGAUUCACAAAAAGACAUUUUAGAGACUGGUGUUAAAGGAACAACAGACACAGUUAAAGGUGUGAAACGGAAAAAGAUUGUAACUGAAAACCAUCUGAAAAAAAUACCAAAAUCACCCCUGAGAAAUCCUCUUCAAACAAAGCUUAAGGAAAACACAGAGCAAUCUUUUAAUGUGCUUCAUAGGACUUCAGAAUACCAAAAGGAAGAGAAUCACCUUCCAGUAGAAAAUGGGAAACAAUUUACCAAACAAAAUGGGGAAACACUUGUAGUGACAACCAAAGCCUCAAAAGCUGAAACAUCAGUGCCCCCAAAGAAGUUGUCUUUAUCACAGCAUUCCUUGGAAUUAUGCAAGUGGAGAUCAGAAGGCUCUGAUUCAGGAGAGUUCAAUUUGCCCGAUGAACAGUGUGUCUCUAGUUCUAUGUCAAGUAUGACUAAGACUGACAACAGUGAAUGUAUUACUUUUAAUUGUAGUACUACUUCAUCUUCAUACACAAGCACUGCAUUUGAUGUCUUAUUGAAAGCCAUGGAGCCAGAACUGAGUACCUUAUCACAAAAGGGGCCUUCCUGUGCUAUAAAGGUAGAAAAACUGAGACCAAAUAAAGUUGCCCGAUCUCCUUCUAAACUAAAACACAGUCAGAGUACUCCAAAUCACUCUUUGUCACACCAAGAAUUUGUUCCUGAUUCACAGGUUUCUCCUUGUACCUUACAAACUGUACAUGUGUCUGCUGCUGGCAAGGAUGAACAAGCACCAGUUCAGUCAGUUUCUCCUUCAUAUACUAUCCAUGAACAAUUUGUUUCCAAAUCUAGCCAACAUAAUCAGCAACUUUCCGUAUGUCCAGGAUUUACUAGAUCGCUUACCCAUCAGCAAAGUCAAGAUAAUCCCCAAAUCCCACAAGUAUACAAUAUAGCAGUCACGUCUUCUAUAAAUCAUACCCCAUCUUCUAAUGUAUCUCAGGUUAUUCCUCAAAACCAGCCAAUGGAUUCUUCUUCACCAAUGUCAGUAAGUCCAACCAAUUCCACACAGUUACCUAUAGCCCCAAUGUAUAAUUCAGCUCAAGUCGCUUCCAUUGUUAAUCACAGUGUGGAACAAAUGUAUAAUCUAAUUUUGAAAGAUCAGAAGCCCAAAAAGCAAGGAAAAUAUAUUUGUGAAUAUUGCAGUAGGGCAUGUGCAAAACCUAGUGUUCUUCUAAAGCAUAUCCGCUCCCAUACAGGAGAAAGGCCCUAUCCUUGUGUGACUUGUGGAUUUUCAUUUAAGACUAAAAGCAAUUUAUAUAAGCACAAAAAAUCUCAUGCACAUGCUAUCAAACUGGGACUUGUCUUACAGCCAGAUUCAAGUGGUUUAUUUCUAUCACAUGAAUCAGCUAAAGCACUUAAUAUUCAUUCAGAUGUUGAAGAAAGUGGUGAAAGUGAGGAUGAAGGUAUUGCUGUUGAAAGACAAGAUGAUCAAGGUUCCAUAGAACUGGAGUCUACACAAAUAAUGAAAAUUAUAUCAAAUUCUGAAACUUUACAGAAAUCAAGUUCUAUUCCAAGCAAUCCAGAUCAUGUAUUAGGUGACUUUUCAAUACAGGAAAAAUCUUCAGAAUCACAAGGAAGAACAGCAUUACCUAAAGUAGUAGUUCACCCAGUGAACAUUUCCCCUUUAAGAGCAGAUAGUCCAAAAGUUAUAGAUUCCACUCCUGAACUUCCUAAUACACAAAAAUCAAGGGACAUUCAAGUCACAAAUACAAAGUCAAAUUUAAAUAAUGUGUCUUCUUCAGAGACUGAUGAUAAGUCCCACCAGAAAGGGGAUGUCUCACAGUCGGAAGAAAGGCAAGAGUCUCAUGUAGGACCAAUACAUGCACAACUACAAAGGCAGCAGGCUACUGAUUGUUCCCAAGAGCAACAAGGAAAGCAUUUGCUGAGUCCUCGAAGUUUAGGAAGUACAGAUUCAGGUUACUUUUCACGUUCUGAAAGUACUGAUCAGACAAUGAGUCCACCUCCUCCCUUUGUAAGAGUGUUACCCACCACUGAAAAAGAUCCAAGUAAAAAUAAUGGACCCUAUACAGUUCCUGUCAGUACAACACCACCUUCUGCUCCACAAACAGCCUCUGGUGAAAAAGCAUUGAUUUUAUCUGGUCAAAUGCGUCCACCAAUGGCCACAAAAACACUGGAAGAACGCAUAUCAAAGUUAAUAUCAGAUAAUGAAGCCUUGGUAGAUGACAAGCAGCUAGAUAGUGUGAAACCAAGAAGAACCUCUCUCUCUAGACGAGGCAGUAUAGAUUCACCAAAAUCAUAUAUAUUUAAAGAUUCUUUCCAGUUUGACCUAAAACCCAUGGGAAGGAGAACUAGCUCAAGUUCUGAUAUACCAAAGUCCCCUUUUACACCUACUGAGAAAUCUAAACAAGUUUUUCUUUUGUCUGUACCUUCCCUUGAUUGUUUACCUAUAACCAGAAGUAAUUCUAUGCCUACUACAGGUUAUUCAGCUAUACCUGCAAGUAUAAUACCACCUCCUCAUCCACUAAGAGGAAGUCAAUCAUUUGAUGACAAAAUUGGCUCUUUUUAUGAUGAUGUCUUUGUAUCAGGACCUAAUUCUUCAGUACAACAAAGUGGACAUCCUCGUACUCUUGUGAGACAGACAGCAAUAGAAGAUUCUUCUUCAAAUGAAAAUCAUGUUCUUGGAACAACACAUGCUUCAGAUGAAGGCUAUCUUGGAUGUAAUGUUUCUAAUGAAACUUUAUUGCCAAGAAGUAAGUCAUUUGCACAAGGAUCAAAUUUGGAAAAAAAGAAAUCCCACCAAGGCCGAGGAACAAUGUUUGAGUGUGAAACCUGUCGAAACAGAUAUAGAAAACUGGAAAAUUUUGAAAAUCACAAGAAAUUUUACUGUUCAGAGUUACAUGGACCAAAAACAAAGGUAGCUAUGCGAGAAGCUGAACACAGUCCAGUGUCUAGUAGUACACAACCUCCAAUCCUGCACUAUAGAAUGGCCGGUUCAUCUGGAGUCUGGGAACAGACACCCCAGAUAAGAAAAAGAAGGAAAAUGAAAAGUGUUGGAGAUGAUGAUGAGCUUCAACAAAAUGAAAGUGGAAUUGCUUCAAAAAGUUUAGAAGGUAUACAGUGUCAGAAUAUUUCAGGAAGUGCUAGUUUGUCUAAACAUAAUGUUGACACAAGUGGAAAACAGUCUGGAUGUGUAACAUUGCAAAAAUCUCAAAUUCAGCUUGUUACUAGGAGCACAGAACAGACUAUUGAACCCAAACUCUCUCCCAUUGUGGAAAAGCAAAUAAAUUCGAUUACCCCGGAAAAGAUAGAGCUGAAAAGGCAAGGGACUGGAAUUUCAGUGAUACAGCACACCAAUUCACUAAGCAGACCUACUUCCUUUGAAAAAUCUGAACCUUUUGAAAGAAGUUCCCCAAUUUCUUUGCAAGAGUGUAAUAGAUCAAUGAAGCAUGGGCCUUUGAAGACAAUUAGAAUUAUUCAAGAGGAUGGAUGUAUUCCUGGGAGUGCUGUUUACCAUCCCCAACUUGUGUUGUCAGAUUCACCUAGAGUAGAAUUUCAAGAAAGUCCUAGAGUGGUUUCAAAUGAAAGAAAUGUGCUGAUACAGUCAAGACUGGUUCGCCAACAUAAUAUACAAGUCCCUGAAAUAUUGGUCACAGAAGAACCAGAUCGUGACCAUGAAGCCCAAAGUAAUGAUCAAGAAAAAACAGAAAAAUUUAAUUGGCCUCAACGGAGUGAAACUUUGGCAAAAUUGCCAACAGAGAAACUGCCACCCAAAAAGAAAAGGAUCCGUCUAGCUGAGAUGGACCACUCUUCUGCCGAAUCAAGCUUUGAUUCUACCCUUUCUAGGAGCCUAAGUAGAGAGAGCAGUUUAUCACAUGCUUCAAGUUUCUCAGCUUCUUUAGAUAUAGAUGAAGGUUCUAAAAUUGAGACUACCUCCAAAAUUGAAAUUAUAAAUAAAUCAGAGCUCCUUAUGAUUCCAGCUGGUUCACAAACAUUGAGUGUGCCAGGAACUUCUUACAGGGAAAUGAGACGAGCUGCUUCAGAACAAAUUAAUUGCACACAGCCAUCUAUGGAGGUCUCUGACUUUAGAAGUAAGUCUUUUGACUGUGGCAACACAUCUCCAUCCAAAUCUAUUCCACUUGCGGAGAUACAGACUCUGAAGUCUCCUACUGGCAUUGGAAUUACAGGACAUGUGCCUCUUUUAGAAAGAAGGAGGGGACCUCUUGUACGUCAAAUAUCUCUAAACAUAGCUCCAGAUAGUCAUCUGCCUCCUGUAAUACCAUCACCUUUCCCAUAUACGCUUGUAUCAGAUGUAAACGCAGUGACAUUUCAUAGAUCUCAGAUCUCUAGUAAAUCUCCUUCAAAAUCCUUGCAUUCCCAGAUUCAAGUUGAAGACUCGGAACCAGUAAUCUCAAAUUCUGUUUCUACAGACCCCCAGCAACUUGUAGGUAUCAACUUAACAAAUCAAAUUUAUCUUACCCCUGAACACCCAAAUAUGCAAACUUCUUUUGAAGUGACCACACAAAGUAAAAAAUCAGACACUGUCUCCGCCACACAUUUGUCUUCUGAAAGUGAGGAUUGCUUUGCCCCAAAGUAUCAACUUCACUUUAAAACUCUGCAUUCAAAUCAGUCACAUUCAAAUUCCAUAAAUGCCUUGUCAAACCAAGUUCAUCCAAAUUUAGUUAGUAUGGACCAAAGUGUAACUUCAUUAAAAAUACCUAGUACAUCUGCUUCUUGCCCUUUGCCACCUCUAAAACCUGGACAUUUGUGCAGUCAAAUACAGAAGACAUCACCUUUUGUGAUUCCUGUUCAUAUUCAGGGUAAUGUACCACCCUAUAAUCUUGCUACUGUUACAUCCCUUCCACAAAUUUUAGUAACCCAGGAUCAAUCAAAUCAGCCAGUUUGCAAGACAAAUAUGGUUACAGUGCCAACAUCAGAAAGUGCAAUUCAGAUGCCAAAAUCCCACCAGGAUCCCCAGAAUCCUUUGCCAAACUCACAAAAACAGCUUGUUAGUGAAAAUGUGUUUUCUGAGAUAGGCCGAGUCUCAUCACUAUCAGAAUCUUCGACUAUAAUUCAGAAAAUCCCCGUCAGUGGUCUUUUUCCUCACCCAGAAGCAUCAGCAUCAAGUAAAAGAAUGCUUUCCCCAGCCAAUAGUUUAGAUAUUGCCAUGGAGAAACAACAGAAGCGAGCUAAGGAUGAAAAUGGUGCUGUUUGUAUAACAGACAUGCGAUCAUUACAAUUGUUGAAUGUGAAAAGUAGUGAUUCUAAUAAACAUAAAAAACCUGUUUUGGUGAGACAGGUUUGUACUACAGAGCCCCUUGAAGGUGUUUUAUUGGAUCAAGAAAUUAUUUCACAACCUGGAAGUAGCAGUGACCCGGACAGUUGGACAGAUAGUUUGCCAGUCAGUACCUCUUCAACGAAUUUGAAAUCUGAAAUUGUAGAACAUAUGAAAGAAUUGCCAGAAUUAGGAAACAUUGAAUCUUCUAUAUCUCUAAAUCUUGCAGCUAGAAAUUCACCUUCAUCUUCACCAGAAAAUAUUCAAAUUUCUCCUUUGAAAAGCGCAAACAGUAACCAAGAAAGUAUAUCCCCAGUGGUUAAGAACAAGUGUAACAAACUGAGUGUCCAGGAGCUAACUACUUCUUCAGCAUUUCAUUCAGGAGAUGUACAGCAGCUAUCCUUUCCAAGCCUAAAGACUACAACAAGUUUUACAUGGUGUUACCUUGUAAAACGGAAGCCAUUACAUUUGCCUCAAAAUGACCAAAAAACUUCAGCAUAUUCAAUGUGGAACAUUAGUUCCAGUAAUCCAAAUCCACUUGGUUUGCCUACAAAAGUUGCACUUUCUCUCCUUAAUUCAAAACAGAAGUUUGGAAAAUCCCUAUAUAGUCAAGCAAUAACUUCUCAUUCUAAAUCAGAUGUACUGGUCUAUUCAAGCAAAUGGAAAAACAACUUAAGCAAGAGAGCAUUAGGUAGUCAAAAAUCCAAAGUAGUUGAAUUCAGCAAUAAAGACACCUCUGAAAUUAGCAAUGAACAAGAUAAAGAAAAUUCCAUAAUGAAAAAUGAACCAAGAAGAGUUAAGAUAUUUGAUGGAGGAUAUAAAUCAAAUGAAGAUUAUGUCUAUGUUCGGGGCAGAGGAAGAGGAAAGUACAUUUGUGAGGAAUGUGGAAUACGUUGUAAGAAACCUAGUAUGCUGAAGAAACAUAUUCGCACUCACACAGAUGUCCGUCCUUACCACUGCAACUACUGUAAUUUCUCCUUCAAAACUAAAGGAAAUUUGACAAAACAUAUGAAGUCUAAGGCACAUAGCAAGAAAUGUAUGGAUUUAGGAGUGUCUGUAGGUGUAAUAGAUGAUCAAGACCCAGAAGAAUCAGGUGAAAAGCAAAGGUUUAGUUAUGAGAUUGAAGAUUCUGAUGGUCCCGAUGAUGAUGAGAAUGAAAAUGAAGAAGAUGAUGAAGACAGCCAAAGUGAAUCGGUUCUAUCUGCAGCACCUUCAGUUACAGCCAGCCCUCAGCACCAUCUGUCCAGAAGUGGUCUUCAGGAGUCUCUAAGUGCUGAUGAGGAAAGUAGAAUAACGGAGUGUUUUUCUGGGGUACACUCAGAUCCUAUGGAUGCUCUGCCUAAAGCCCUGCUCACAAAGAUGACCAUACUUAGCUCAGUACAGUCAGAUGGUAGGAGCUCAAGAUCACCAGUGAUAACGAGGCAGCACAGUACAAAAGAUGAGACUGCACAGGAGAAGGUGACUAGUGGAGACGUGACUCAGUCCCCUGAAGCUGCUCCCAGAUCACCGUGCCAUCAAAUGUCCAUAGACUAUCCUGAUGCAGAAGAAGUAGCAGGAAGUGCUACAAUAGGAAAGCCUACUAGUGGAACACAGAAUAUACCCUCUCUGCAACUUCCUUCUCCAGCAGUGGACCAUGGCACCCAGACAACACUGGUGGUCCCUUCAGUGGCUUCACCUUAUCCUAAGAUACAAGAACAGAAACAGCAAAUACCUCUGCAGCAUAUUACAGAAUUGAUGCCUCCUCAGACUCAUUUGUUUAGCCAUCUUCCUCUGCAUUCACAGCAACAAACCAGGACACCCUUUAGCAUGAUUCCAGUCGGGGGAAUCCAUGUGGUUCCUGCUGGCCUAACUGCAUACUCCACAUUUGUACCAAUUCAAGCCGGUCCCAUGCAACUUACUAUUCCAGCUGUUGGGGUGAUUCACAGAACUACAGGUCCUCCUGGGGAUCCGGCCAUGCAAGUUUCUGGCACUACAAAUCCAGCUAGAGUUGCUGAAUUAAACAGUGUCAUGCCAUGUAUUCCCAUUGGUCAGAUUGGUGUCCCAGGCCUUCAAAAUCUCAGUGCGCCAAGCUUGCAAACUCUUCCACCAUUAAGCAUGGAAACUGUGAAUAUUUUAGGCCUAGCCAACACAAACAUUACGCCUCAAGUACAUCCUUCAGGACUUGCACUAAAUGCUGUAGGUCUUCAAGUUCUGACUGCAAACCCUUCUGCCCAAAGCAAUCCUAGCCCUCACACACACAUUCCAGGCCUACAAAUAUUGAACAUAGCACUGCCUACCUUAAUUCCUUCAGUUAGUCCAGUAACUGUGGAUGGACAGGGAGUACCUGAAACACCAGCUUCCCAAAACAAAGCAUGUGAAACUCAACCAGAACAGACUCUUGCAGCGGAUCUCAGUCAGAAUGCCGUUGCUGUAUCUCCUCAGGGGUCACCUAAAGCCCAUCGGUACAAUGGAAAAGACUCAUCCGAGCCCACUCUUCCAAGAGAACAUGGAAAGCUUGAUGGCACAGGUAAAACUGACACUGAAACAACUGACUUGGCAAAUCAUGGGACGCCAAAGCAUGAAGCCACUUCUCAGCAGGGCAGACAGGGCUGCAGCUCAGAGCCCCCCCUGAGAGUGCAGGCUGAGGGUGCAGCGGCGUCACCGGGCCAUCGGGCACUCUCUCCAGAGAGGCAGGUGCACAGGCCCCCCAGCCUACCCCGCAGACAGAACACAGUGCAGUUUAGUGAUGUCAGUAGCGAUGAUGAUGAGGACAGGCUUGUAAUAGCAACCUAGAUUUUUUUAUAACACUUAAAGGUUUCUUUGCAAACCUCUCUUUCCUUAAAGCACAUUUUUUCUGACACAAAUUCAUUAUUAAUCUUUGUGCAAUCAUGAAAUUUUGACCAAUAAUUGUUGUUUCUUGUCAGCUCCAACCAUUUUUGUACAUGUUGUAUAGACAAUUGUGCCUUUUUGGAGUUUUAUGUUUAGAAACUUGUACAGAUUGUUGAAAAAAAUCUAUAUAUAAAAAUACAUAUUAUAUAUGUAUAUGAAAACCAGGUAGCUGCUUGUGUUUAGUAAGUAAAACAUCUUAUGUCAAAUCAAAUGAUUAAAUUAUAUGUUGCACUGUUAAAUGUAAAUUUUUAUGGUUGUAGGGGAAAGUUUCUGUGUACAGAUUGGUAUGUAAAACUCCAUAUUUAUUGUAUCCAUAUUAGUCUUGGAAAUGGGUCUCUCCAUCUUCUCGUGUAAGACAGUAGCUUUACACUUCAGACAGAAUUUCUCUGUGUUAUGAAAUGUUCCAGUAAAAUUUUGUUUACUGACUUUA